Lepus europaeus (European hare) is the source of this 1545-nucleotide messenger RNA. Its product is annotated as ubiquitin carboxyl-terminal hydrolase 17-like protein 6. Lineage: Eukaryota; Metazoa; Chordata; Mammalia; Lagomorpha; Leporidae. The record is from RefSeq and is a predicted model, not a curated record. Gene Ontology annotation, biological process: protein deubiquitination; regulation of apoptotic process. Gene Ontology annotation, cellular component: cytosol; nucleus. Gene Ontology annotation, molecular function: cysteine-type endopeptidase activity; cysteine-type deubiquitinase activity. The coding region runs from base 1 to 1545 and encodes 514 amino acids. The transcript has 4 exons.
AUGGCUGCUUCACCUCUCAAGGAAGGGAAAUCACCAGCCUCACCUCAGAAAGAGCUCCAGCUGCAAAGUGAUUUGGCUUCGGGGCCAAUCCAUCUGGCUGCCAGUGGAGGAGCUUCUCUGAGCUGCAGCUGGAAGAGACCUUAUGGCAUUGGGGCCGGUCUGCAGAAUACGGGCAACACCUGCUACCUGAAUGCAGCCCUGCAGUGUCUCACGUACACCCCACCCCUCGCCAACUAUAUGCUGUCCCAGGUGCAUUCUCAAAGCUGCCGUCGCGCGGAUCGCUGCAUUCUGUGUGCCGUGGAAACUCACUUUCUCGGGGCCCUCCACAGUCCUGGGGACGUGAUCCAGCCCUGUCAAGUGCUGGCUGCUGGCUUCCACACAAACAGGCAGGAAGACGCCCACGAAUUUCUGAUGUUUGCUCUGGAUGUCCUGAAGGCAGCAGGUCUGCCUGGGCUCAUGAACGCGGUGGCUCCCCAAGAGGACAAAGCUCCAUCCCAGCAGCUAUUUGGAGGACACUGGAGGUCUCAAAUCCAAUGUCUCCAGUGCCAAGGCACCUCAGACACCUUGGACCCUUACCUGGAGAUCGCGUUGGAUAUCCAGACAGCCGACAGUGUGGAGCAAGCUUUGCAGCACUUGGUGCAACCUGAAGAGCUGGAUGGAGAAAACGCCUAUCACUGUGCUACCUGCCUAAAGAAGACAGCUGCUUCCAAGACACUCACCUUGCAAUCGGCUGGCGAUGUGCUUCUCUUUGUAUUGAAACGGUUUUCUGAUUUCACGGGUAAGAAAAUUGUUGGACAAGUGCACUAUCCCGAGUGCCUGGACAUGAGACCUUACAUGUCUCAGCAGAAUGGGAGGCCACUGGACUAUGUUCUGUAUGCGGUUCUCGUCCAUGUUGGCCGGAGGUGUCAAUCAGGACACUACUUCUGCUAUGUCAAAGCUGGCAAUGGUCACUGGUAUAAAAUGGAUGAUGCUAAGGUAAGAGCCUGUGACAUCACUUCUGUCCUGAAUCAAAAAGCCUAUGUCCUAUUUUAUGUCCGGAAGAGUGAAUUUGAAGGAAAAAAUGGGAAUGUGUCUCUAGGUAGGGAACCAUCACACAAGGAGAGCUUGAAAUGUUUUCCAAUAUUAAAGCUGACCCCUCCCGGGGUCCCGAGCCGACAGGAGCAGGCAGAGCACCAGGGCCGCCCGCUUGAACUGUCUGCAAGCGAGCAGCAGCUCUGCCGUGGACCGAAGCGGCCCGACAACGCCAAGCUUUCAACUCCAGGAUGUGAAGGCAAGCAUUUCCGGUUCACGCCCCUGCAGCUCGUGUGCGGUAGGCUCUUCAAGCUCAGGCUCCCGGGUAUGGGGUGUGGGCAUGGCUGCGGCAGGCAAGACCCCCUGCGAUCCCCCGAGCUGCCGGUGAGAACCUUGCAUUGCUGUGCACAGCCUCGAGGCCCGCUGGUCCACUGCCUGAAGUCGGUCCUGUUCCAUUCCUGCUUAAAACCACUAUGCCCGCCAGACCUUCCUGCUACUGAUGUUUUCAUCGUCUCCUCUCCUCACCCCGCCUAA